AUGCAUUCACAUCAUUCACACAGUGGACUGUACGUCAGCCACGCGGUGGACGACUUGGACCUGGUGGUGGCCAAGGCAUAUGUCAUGGGGUUUACCCAGUUCUGCUUAACGGAGCACAUGCCCCGAUUUGACUCCAAGUACAUGUACCCAGAAGAGAUUGUUAAGGGCUAUGAUUGUAAGACACUAAACACCAUAUUUGAGCAAUAUGAAACCCAUGCCCGCCGCUUGCAGCUCGAGUACAAGGAUAAGAUGAUGAUAUUAGUGGGGUUCGAGGUCGAAGGAGCAGACUUGGACCAUAUUGAACAUGCUGUAAAGUUAAAAAGUAGGUUUGACAUGAUAGUAGGGUCUGUUCACCAUGCGUUGGGUGAACCCAUUGACUUUGACGAGGACUUGUGGCGAAAGGCCCGGGAUCACACGGACCUGAAGACGUCCCGAGAGUUGUACAAGCGGUAUUAUGAGAUGCAACAUACUAUGAUAGACAAGCUUAAGCCUGAUGUGGUGGGACAUUUUGACUUGAUAAGUCUCUUUCAGCCUCAGGAUGAUGUAGACCCAACAACUGGCAAGAAUGUGAUGAAUAUAGACAUGGAGACUGACUGGCCUGAAGUUUGGGCCCAGAUCGUUAAGAACAUUGAAUUGGCAGCCAGUUAUGGUGGAUUAUUCGAGUUAAAUUCGGCUGCUAUAAGGAAAGGAUGGGCCACGCCGUACCCCAAGCCGGUGAUAGCCCACGCCAUCUUGGAUCACGGGGGGCGGUUCUGUUUGUCGGAUGACUCUCAUGGAAUGAAGCAGAUAGGCCUUAAUUAUCAUAAAGUGUUGGAGUAUGUCAAAGAGUUGCAGCUUAAAGAGGUGUAUUAUUUGGUUAGAGAAGAUCAUCACACAGUGGUGUGUAGCAUUCUGACACAAGAGUUGGAGAAACUGCCGUUCUGGGAUCAGUACAAAAACUAG
Yamadazyma tenuis ATCC 10573 is the source of this 942-nucleotide messenger RNA. RefSeq names its product histidinol-phosphatase. Gene Ontology annotation, cellular component: cytoplasm. Gene Ontology annotation, molecular function: histidinol-phosphatase activity. The record is from RefSeq and is a predicted model, not a curated record. Gene Ontology annotation, biological process: L-histidine biosynthetic process. Lineage: Eukaryota; Fungi; Ascomycota; Pichiomycetes; Serinales; Debaryomycetaceae.